This is a messenger RNA of Drosophila elegans, 1033 nucleotides long. Its product is annotated as probable palmitoyltransferase ZDHHC24. The coding region runs from base 84 to 992 and encodes 302 amino acids. The transcript has a single exon. Gene Ontology annotation, cellular component: Golgi apparatus; endoplasmic reticulum. Gene Ontology annotation, biological process: protein targeting to membrane; peptidyl-L-cysteine S-palmitoylation. Gene Ontology annotation, molecular function: protein-cysteine S-palmitoyltransferase activity. The record is from RefSeq and is a predicted model, not a curated record. Lineage: Eukaryota; Metazoa; Arthropoda; Insecta; Diptera; Drosophilidae.
GUUCUUGCGUCCAAAGUCUUUUAAAUUACAAAAUAAAUUUGUUAAGGUUACCAAAUUUUUUCCGCCAAAUUUGUUUGGCUUAAAUGGUUAGAAUGAGAGGGCGAUUUGGAGUGGCUUUUUGCCGACAUCGGAGGAUGUGUUUUCGAGUCGAGGAAGGAAUUCUUUGGUGCUUGAAACGUCAUCGAGGGAAAUUUGUGAGCUUACUUCAUCCCAUUUCGGCAUUCACCCUCCUUAGUGUGAUUGUAUUUCUGUUCGUCUAUGAGUUGGGCUACGUUUUGCCUCUGUUGACCGAUCCUCUGGGGAUGUGGCACAAGUUAAACUGGCUGUUGGCCAUUUAUAUAGUCUUCAAUAUUCUGGGCAAUUGGUGGCUCGGAUUUAUGUGCAACACUGCGGUAGAUAGUGUGCCACCCAAGCGACAGCAUCCAACGGUCGGUGAGGCCCACCUGUGGCACUAUUGCAGCUCCUGCCAAAAACUAGUGCCCCCAAGGUCCUGGCACUGCCGAUUGUGCAAUCAGUGUAUCCUGAAGCGGGAUCACCACUGUACUUUCUCGGGCAAUUGUAUUGGCCACAAUAAUCAGCGCUAUUUCCUUGCAUUUUUGUUUCACCUGAGUUUGGGCAGCGGACUGGCUCUCGUUUACAAUACCUUGUUGGUCUGGAAAUCCAAGGCCUUUAUGGUCGCUGAACCAUUGUUCCUCAUAAACGAAAACCAUGCAAAUGAUCCUGAUUUUAACUGGAAGUACACUAUUGCCUGUAUGUUUAAACUCAGUUUCUUUCUUUUCAUGGUCCCCCUGGCAAUGUUUGCCUUGCAAAUGGUGAUGGUCUAUCGCAAUAGUACAUGCUAUAGGAUACUAGAUCGCAGCUACGAUGUCGGUUGGCGGCAAAACUUUGAAAUUGUUCUAGGAAAACGGCGAUUUUGGACCUUCUUUUCGCCCACCAUUUCAAGUGCUCUUCCCAACGAUGGCGCACAGUGGUUUCAAAGGCAGCACGUAUAAAAUAAUAAUAUAAAUAUGGAUAAUAAAGAAAGUAAAAAAUA